Messenger RNA from Apodemus sylvaticus (European woodmouse), 7786 nucleotides. It is a transcript of the gene Fign, whose product is annotated as fidgetin, microtubule severing factor. The record is from RefSeq and is a predicted model, not a curated record. NCBI's taxonomy places the organism in Eukaryota, Metazoa, Chordata, Mammalia, Rodentia, Muridae. Gene Ontology annotation, molecular function: ATP hydrolysis activity; ATP binding; microtubule severing ATPase activity. Bases 674 to 2953 code for a protein of 759 amino acids. The transcript is spliced from 3 exons.
GUUGUGAGGCUGGGCGGCCGCCGAGGCCCGGGCCGUGUAACAUGACCCGGCGGCCGGCCAUUGCGCCCUCCCUGUCCGCCCGCGGCCGGGCGCCGCUCGCCGCCUCCCGCCUCCGCUCCCCCUGCAGCCCCGGCCCGCGCCGCUGCUCCCUCCCGGGGCUCCCGGCCCGCCGCGCUCCAACGCCCGCCUCUCGCCACUGCCUCCCGACGCCCGGCCGCGCGGCAGCCUGCGUCUCUUUCUCCCUCUCUCCUUUGAAAACUGAUCUUUGGCUCUUAGUGUGAAAGUGAUUUGAAUUUGGCUCGGCGGCGCUCUGCGCCUGCGCUCAGCCUCUGGCAUGCUGGCUCCUUCCAAGCAGCUGUUUUGGGUUUGAAAUUCCAACAUGGCAGAGGCUGCAGUCCGUCUUCCCUUCAAAAACUUGGAAUGAUUUCAAAUCAUAGGCACCUUCACUUAACCCUAGCUUCCAUUCAUCAGCAAACACAUCGGAUCGAUGCUACGCUAACCUAUCGGGAGCUCGCUCUGCGCGUCCAGGUUAAAUGAAUACCUGACGAAAGGGCCCACGUUUCAAGGCAGUGACAUUUGAUAGCUGAGAGGAAAAGUGGCUUUAAUGAAAAGCAACCUUUGGAAUUCCUGCUUGUGAGAAAUCCAAUUCAGCUUUUUGUGCUACCAGCAAGAAAUGAUCAGUAGCACCAGUGUUUAUGGCUUGAAGAUGCAGUGGACGCCGGAGCAUGCCCAGUGGCCAGAACAGCACUUUGACAUCACCUCAACCACGCGGUCUCCUGCCCAUAAAGUCGAAGCCUAUAGAGGUCAUUUGCAGCGCACCUACCAGUAUGCCUGGGCGAAUGAUGACAUAUCCGCUCUGACUGCAUCCAACCUUCUGAAAAAAUAUGCAGAGAAGUAUUCUGGCAUUUUGGAAGGUCCCGUAGACCGACCUGUACUCAGCAAUUAUUCAGACACACCAUCAGGACUAGUGAACGGCCGAAAAAAUGAUAGCGAACCCUGGCAGCCUUCCUUGAAUUCCGAAGCCGUUUAUCCUAUGAACUGUGUCCCGGAUGUCAUCACCGCCAGCAAAGCUGGUGUCAGUUCAGCCCUCCCUCCAGUUGAUGUCUCGGCAAGUAUAGGGAGCUCCCCUGGGGUGGCCAGCAACCUGACAGAACCAAGUUACUCAAGUAGUACCUGUGGAAGCCACACAGUACCUAGUCUUCAUGCGGGGCUCCCAUCUCAGGAAUAUGCUCCAGGAUACAACGGAUCGUAUUUGCAUUCUACCUACAGCAGCCAGCCCACACCUGCACUUCCUUCGCCUCAUCCAUCCCCGUUGCAUAGCUCUGGGCUCCUGCAGCCACCACCGCCUCCGCCUCCUCCACCAGCCCUGGUCCCAGGCUACAACGGGACCUCCAAUCUCUCCAGUUACAGCUAUCCCUCUGCUAGCUACCCUCCUCAGACUGCCGUGGGGUCUGGGUACAGCCCUGGUGGAGCACCCCCUCCUCCUUCAGCAUACCUGCCUUCAGGAAUUCCUGCUCCAACUCCUCUGCCCCCCACUACUGUUCCUGGCUACACCUACCAAGGUCAUGGUUUGACACCCAUCGCACCCUCUGCUCUGACCAACAGUUCGGCAAGUUCUCUCAAAAGGAAAGCUUUCUAUAUGGCAGGGCAAGGAGACAUGGACUCCAGUUACGGAAAUUACAGCUACGGCCAACAGAGAUCGACACAGAGUCCUAUGUACCGAAUGCCCGACAACAGCAUUUCAAACUCGAAUCGGGGAAAUGGCUUUGACAGAAAUGCUGAAACAUCAUCCUUAGCAUUUAAGCCAACGAAGCAGCUGAUGCCCUCUGAGCAGCAAAGGAAAUUCAGCAGCCAGUCCAGUAGGGCUCUGACCCCUCCUUCCUAUAGUACUACUAAAAAUUCAUUGGGAUCAAGAUCCAGUGAAUCCUUUGGGAAGUACACGUCGCCAGUCAUGAGUGAGCACGGGGAUGACCAUCGGCAGCUCCUCUCUCAUCCAAUACAAGGUCCGGGACUCCGUGCAGCUACCUCAUCCAACCACUCUGUGGACGAGCAACUGAAGAACACUGACACGCACCUCAUCGACCUGGUCACCAAUGAGAUCAUCACCCAAGGACCUCCUGUGGACUGGAGCGACAUAGCCGGUCUUGACCUGGUGAAGGCAGUUAUUAAGGAGGAAGUUUUGUGGCCAGUGUUGAGGUCAGAUGCAUUCAGUGGGCUGACGGCCUUACCUAGGAGCAUCCUUCUCUUUGGACCUCGGGGUACAGGCAAAACACUAUUGGGCAGAUGCAUAGCUAGUCAGCUGGGGGCCACGUUUUUCAAAAUUGCCGGUUCCGGACUAGUUGCAAAGUGGUUAGGAGAAGCAGAGAAAAUUAUCCACGCGUCUUUUCUUGUGGCCAGGUGUCGCCAGCCCUCGGUGAUUUUUGUUAGUGACAUCGACGUGCUUCUCUCCUCUCAAGUGAACGAGGAACACAGUCCAGUGAGUCGGAUGAGAACGGAAUUUCUGAUGCAACUGGACACUGUACUAACUUCGGCUGAGGACCAAAUCGUAGUCAUUUGUGCCACCAGUAAACCAGAAGAAAUAGAUGAAUCUCUUCGGAGGUACUUCAUGAAAAGACUUUUAAUCCCACUUCCUGACAGCACAGCGAGGCACCAGAUAAUAGUACAGCUGCUCACACAGCACAAUUACUGUCUCAAUGACAAGGAGUUUGCACUGCUUGUCCAGCGCACAGAAGGCUUUUCUGGACUAGACGUGGCUCAUUUGUGUCAGGAAGCAGCCGUGGGGCCUCUCCAUGCUAUGCCAGCGACAGACCUUUCAGCCAUUCUGCCCAGCCAGUUAAGGCCCGUUACAUAUCAAGACUUUGAAAAUGCUUUCUGCAAGAUUCAGCCUAGCAUAUCUCAAAAAGAGCUUGAUAUGUAUGUGGAAUGGAACAAAAUGUUUGGUUGCAGUCAGUGAUAACAUCUUUAAAAAAAAAAAAGAAAUGUAAUGAAUGUUGGCACACACAUAAAACCUGCUACAUAGGGAAUAGAUCCCCUUUCCAGUAGUGUUUCAAUUGCUAAGGGUACUGGGGAAGACAACGAUUAUGUUGCAUCUUUAGAGUCAGGGUAGCUGUGGAGGAAGCAGGCAUCAGAUGAGAGCCUCUGAUUUGGAAGCCCCAGAUGACAGAAAGCAUAUAUACAUGUGGAUGCUCAGAUCGGUUCAAGCUACACGACACUCGCCGAGAAGCAAGGUGCAAGUGUGUUGAUUUCAGAAGGACGUGGACCUCGUGUGUUGAUUCCAUUCUGCUGUUCUUGAGAUUUAGUUGCUGUCAAGUGCCUGGAGUGGUGCUUUAUUUUUUGUUUGUUUGUUUGUUUGUUUGCCUCACAAUUACAUUGGUGGCAUGUGCUAAUAUAAAGAGCUUUAACUUCAAACACUAUCGGACUAAAGAGAUGAACGGUUGUGUUACAACAGAAAAACGAGAUUUUUUUUCUGCCAUUUUAAGAGCAACAGUAUUCCUCAAUCCUGUCUGUUCUGCAGUGUUAGCUAAGAACAGGUAAAACAGGGUAACGGUAAUCUGGACCUUAAUUUCUGCAGUUCAUUUCUUUUAAUGUUCUUGUCUGCAAAAACUCAGGAAAGUGAUUGUGAUUUGUACAGUACCUCAAAGGAAUGUGUUAAAAGCACUAUGUACUGCUGAGAGUAAUAGGGUAGGCUUCGAUGUUACUUUAUAUUAAAAAUGUAUGUUUACCUCAACCAAUUGGAGAAUAGCAAGGAAAAUUAUUUUGAAUGUAAUCCACAAAAGUAAAGAAAAAGUACUGAAGUGUGAUACAACUGAAUAUUUACAGUUUAAAAGUAGAAGUGGAAGGAUUUUUUUUAAACGUUCUCUUACUAAUUAUGGGGAAUUAUUAACCAGAGCAGAACAAUUACGGAAGAGUUCUUAAUGCAUUCAUUGCCCUCCUUGGUGAUUAAGUGGAAAUGUUCAUAGAUGUUACACUGGUUAAUGGACAAGCUAUGUCUUCAGUUUGUGUUGGUGUUUAGAGCAGUCAGCUGCAGACCUGUUUAAGACCCUGAAAGUGACAGAACCUACAAACUAUAACUGCCUUCUACUGCUGUAAUGGAGGUGGUGGAGGUGGAGGUGGUAGUAGUGGUGGUGGAGGUGGUGGUGGUGAUGUUUUGGAAGCUCUCUCUUAAACUACUAGGGAAAGCAUCUACUCUAUUCACUCAGAGUUUCUAGGCUUGCAGAGCUGUUUCACAAAAACAAAAAAAAAAAACAAAAAAACAAAAAACAAAAAACAAACAAAAAAAAAAGCAGAGGAGAGGACCAAAUCAUACUUGCAAACUUAAAAAACGUAAGCAACCAACCAUGUGUAUCCGCAGAGAAGCCUCACGUGCGCCCUCCCCCAUGCCUCAUCUUGACUUUGCUCUUCAGAGUGCACUUUCCCUUCUCAUCCUGAACCCUCCACCCCAACCCCCCACCCCCCACCCCCCAGCUGUAGAACUCCUACAUUCUUUUCUACCUCAGUUUCCUUACAUUUCUUUUGGAAAGUCAAGUGAGAAAUUAGACGUGGACGUGCAUACCACAAAAGAGCUUGCCAAAUGUGGGGACUUCCGUGUCCUGUUGUGUUUUCUUCCAUCCUUUGUCUGCUUCCCUGUCACGCCAGUCUUUAUGCAUUCUUUCACCUCUGAAGACUACCACGUGGCAUCUGUGCCAUUUCUUUCUCACUCCGCACCUCUGCUCCUGCCUCCACCAAGUUGUUCUUUGUCUUCUGUAAUGCAGUAUGUGCAGGUUGUCAUUGACAGCUGGCUGAAGCUCCCUGAUGUCUCUCACUGUCACAGUGCAGGACAGCCACUGCCUGUGCACAAUCAGAGCAGCCUAGCAUUUUGAAUGUAUUUUCCUGUUUUUUCCUCCUUUUCUUUUCUCCUUUUUCCUUUCUUCCAUCCUUUCUUCCUUCCUUCCUUCCUUCCUUCCUUCCUUCCUUCCUUCCUUCCUUCCUUUCUUUCUUUUUUCUUUCUUUCCUUCUUUUGAAUUUUGUUUUGUUUAAAUUUAGACAUGCUAGAGAUGCGGUAAUUGUUGCAAAGCACUGGCAUUUUGUGUAUUCAAUAAGUGAUGUACAUUUUUAAGGCAAUUUUAAAUAAAUGCAAUGGCAGCCCCGUGAAAGGUCUUUCUGUUAUUUUUUUCACUUCUUUAUUUUUUCUGAGCUCAUCUGCAAAUUAAUUCUCUGAAACACUUAACACAGAGAAAUUGAAUGAGAAAAUGUAUCUCGUGGCAUUUUGAAAAUUUUACCAUAUCUGAUGAGUAAUCUCUUACUUUUCACGUUGCUAAAACUGAGCAAAUGAUCUAGAAUUUAAUGUACUGUGAACAUCUAUCAACUAACACUGUUCUAAAAUAUAUUCCAUAUUUUAAAAGCUGUGCCUUUCGUUAAGGAUACACAAAUGAUAAUACUAAUUAAAUAUUUCCUCUGCUUUUCACAAGUAAAUAAAUGCUGUAGUCGUAUUCUGGUUGUACCCUGUGCACUACCCCUGGUAAGGAGAUUCUAAUAUCCACUAACUUGUGGGCCCAUAUUGAUCUCAUUCACAAGUUUACCCUCUGCACAGUACUGACCCAUCUUCUCUAUGUAGAGGUCAUACGUCAUUUCCACCAAUAUGCUUUGCUCACUAAUCAAGUGAAAAGUAAAAACAGCUGGCAAGUUUUGACAAACCCAAUCCUCUUUAGUCAACUUUUGAGAACCCAUUAUUAACCCACAUUGUUUGGUGUGUGGUUUGCGGGACUUAAUGCCAAAUAUAUGAGAUGACGAUUGUGCUUUGUCCUCACAGUACUGAUGACAAUAAACUGAAGUCAUACACGUUGGCUGAUAGCUUUAAAUGGCUUUAAAUUAGUUUGAGAUAUGGAUGACUUAAAGAUUAGUUUGAGAUAUGAGUGGUCUGAGAUCCUUGCAUUUAGCAGAAGCUUGAAAUUCUGUUAGCAAACUGGGCAAGGCGAAAACAUGAAAUAACCCACUCUCUAGCAAGGUUUUUAACUCCAUGUGACAGCAGUGUGGAAACUCCCAUGGCCUAUCAUAAUCAGGACGUCUUUUCUGACCAUUCAUUUGAGAGCAUGGGGGAGAACAAGUUCCAGAUCUCCAGAAGUGACCAUGGCUAUUCAGCCCUAGAACAAAUAGGUAACUUUUGCCCUCUCUUUUGUUGCUGGGAAUUUGGAGGAGCCUCCUAAUGAGUGUAAGAUAGUGAACCAGUCAAUCCUUUCCUAAUGAGGGAGAAGCUCCAACCAGCCUCCUUUACAACCCUUAAUUCCUUCUUCACAACUGUAAUAACAUUUCCAACUGGGAUGAAAAGGAGGGGGGGGCAAACUACUUCAGGAAAAGGAUCCAUAGAAAUUCAAGAGGUAGCUCAUUGUGGGUUUAUAUGGGACACAAGUGAAAAUACUCUAUGCUGCUGGCUUGUUUCUCUCCAAAAUAUUUAGAACAUUAGGGACAAUGUGGAGAACUUUGCUGACUGAGCUGGUCAAUGGAAUGUGAAGGCAGUAUACUUUAAGGCUAUUUACUUUCACACAGAAUGUUUAUCUAUUAGUCAGUAUUCUACUCAAAUGCAGAUAGACGGGUAUAAUGUUUUCUUGUGCAUUUGAAACCUAUCAAGGAGAAAAUAAACCAUUCCACUAAAAUACAUAGGCCAAACACCAUCUGGACAAGUGAUAAAAGCUAUCCAGAGGCUAUACUAAAUGCAAGGUCAAUUUACAUGGACUGCAGAGCACUUGGCUAUGCAGUUUUGAAAUGUAUACUUCCAAAAAAUCCAAAUUAAUUCUUGCAAUAGGUCAUUGUAAAUUUAAAUAUAUUUCUGAGUUGAAAAAGAUGUUUUAGAGGCAUUUAGAGUCUCUCUGAAAAUAUAUCCAACCUCAAGCAGAAAGGUAUGUCUGUAUGCCAACUCUCGUGUUUCUUAGCAAGAAUUGGGAAUCCUGAUUAUUAAGUCCAUAUUACAGAGUGAAAGGCAUGUAGUUUUUGAACUAUUGAGGUCACUAAAGUUCUAAUAUAUAUAAAUAUAAAUAUAAGUAUAAUUAGUGUAUGUGUGUAUGUGUGUGUAUGUAUGAGUGUGCUGUUUCAACCACCACCUAUUUGAACUUAAAAAUGAACCCAUAUUUUGCAUUAUCUAGAGGCAACUAGUUUCUUUCUUUUUUUCCUAUGUGCCAAAAUACACAUGACUACUUCAAGAUUCUGUUUCAAUAUGACUUUUGUUUCCUUAAGGAAAGUAAAACCUUCAGUUUUGAAUUAUCUGCCGAUUUAAUGAAACACAUUAGCAAACACAAAGCUGUUAGGAUUUCAGAAUUCACAACCAGCUAUACUUGUGACUAACCAACCCAUGAACUAAAGCUCACAGUCCGCUAAGACCUUUGGUUGACAUUCGAUUUUGAACCUGCCAGAUGCGUUUGUGUGAACCAGGGAUACUGCAUCUUUAAUGAACAAGUCUCUUCUCUUUCCCCCUGUUUUUAAAUACAACACAAGGGGUGUAGCACUAGGCACUGCAAUUGUCAAAGACAAUUAGACUGAAAGCAGGGACAUCUCACCUCCCUGUCUCAGUGAUAUGUAGAAUGUGGGCAGCCUGGGUCAGCCUUGCCACAGAGUGGUGUGAGAAGAUAUGAAUCAGUCCUAUAGAAUGUUAAAUAUUUAUAAAAUGGUUUUGUAGUGUACCAAGGUUGGGAGCACAUUCAUUUCUUCUUUUUGUCUUAUGAAACAAAAGGAAAAAAAGCAAAAGUUUAUUUCUAGGCUUAUUCUUUCCCUAGGUAUAGGCAUAUUCUCUCUCUCUCUCUCUCUCUCUCUCUCUCUC